Messenger RNA from Theileria orientalis strain Shintoku, 3567 nucleotides. RefSeq lists its product as hypothetical. The record is from RefSeq and is a predicted model, not a curated record. The coding region runs from base 1 to 3567 and encodes 1188 amino acids. Lineage: Eukaryota; Apicomplexa; Aconoidasida; Piroplasmida; Theileriidae. The transcript is spliced from 7 exons.
AUGGAUUUUAACUCCAGAGUACACACAAUUUGGUUCCAAAACUGGCUAAAUGAAUAUUCGGAAAACGAAUAUCAUGAAAACGAAAGGAAGGAUGAAACCUUCCUGGUGGAUUUCUCAAACUACUCGAGCCUCUCGGAAGUGUCCCUGGAAAUAUACAACUGCAUCAGAAGCAGUGAUCUGUCACUGGACCAGCUCAACUCAUACAUAAAUAAGCUGGGAGUAAUCAUAUCGCAAUCGGAUUUGAGAGCAAUAUCGACUCAGCCGAGGUCGAAGAUGGCAAAAAUGUUCUCAGUGAUAUUUGAAUCAGGAGACAUAUCGACGAUCCUGCUGGAGUGCAUAAACAAGAACUCGUACGCGUACGUGUAUCUGAUGAUAAGAGUACUCUUCGAGAUCGUUUUAUACACCAAAAGCACGCCAGUAAGGUCGUAUGCACACGCUCAGAUAAUGAAGAACAAAAGCAUAAUCAAGGCACUGAUGACAAUAUCAUACAACCCAUCGAGUGGGUCGCCGGAGGAGCGUGAUGACAAAGAGUCCCUGAAUCACAAUACAGCCCUAAAGUAUCCGAGUUCGUCAGGUACAAAUAACCAUCACGUGCCCAUAGACCCGGAAUUGUCGUCGGAGCCUUACGUGAUCGAUAGGCACACAAAUCCGAUGGGAGGGAUAGGGUAUCCGAGCUCGAGUCACUCGCAGAACGUGUUUGAAAACCUGCUGCUGGACAUGCUGCAGACGCCGGACAUGAACGUGAGUUGCAUGGGCAUACAGCUGUUGUCAGUGGUGCCCACAGUGGCCUCGCAAAGCCCACAAAUUUUAAACGAGCUCUACCUGUUCUUAAUAGGAGAAGACGACGAAUUGUCGUACAUGGCGAGCGUGUCACUGUCGUCAAUACUGCCGGAGGUACCGGAGCUGGUGUCGCUGAAUUUCGUGAAGGCCUGCUACAGCAACGCGCUCAAAAACUACCACAACGUGCAGAGAGUGAAGAGCUUCACGCUGCUGACGCUGUCAUGCAAGAGCUUUAAAAACAUACCGAAGUACACGUACAGGAUGCUGUGGUCGCUGUACCUGGAGCUGGACAAGCAAAGUAAGCUGGAGGACCAGGCGUACUCGAUCGUCACGGAGUGUAAGAUAGCGCUGCUUCUGGCGUCGACGCUGAUAGCAGUGGAGCAGAAGGAGAACGCGAAGAGGCAGGAGGAGAGGCUGCGGUCGCUGCUGCAGGGAUACCUGGCGCUGCUGAAGGCAAACACGAAGCGAGACUCGAAAAACUUUGAGAAUAACAGGACGAAUCUGCUUUUGGCAAGAGGGAUCAUGUACUCGAUGUUCCUGCUCUACGCCUCGGAAGAGGAGACCGCGGAGGUGGCACAGAAGCUGGCGGACCUGGUGAGCACAAUGACGAAUAACACGCUUAACGCGAACAAGUACGUUAACGUAAAUAACGUGACGGAGGGGAUUGACCCACUGCUGGACAAGAAAAACGACUUCUUCGCACUGAUAUACCACGGAGCGUGCAUGAAGCUGCUUGAGCUGUUCGCAAAAGACAAUUUGAUGACGACGUUCACGAAGUUCAUGGAGCUGUUUAACCAGCUGCUCAGGUUCAACAGCGAUAACAUAAACAUGAUUGUCGCAGUGAAGAAGUGGCUGAAGCACUUUCAGAACCCGUGCGCAGUGCUGCUGAAGAUGGUGGUGACAGUGGCGCCGCACAUCGACGAGGUGGAGGAGAGACUUAGGCAGAAGAUGCUGCUGGCGCUCCUGGAGAUGGUCGAGUACGCAUUCCUCGUGGACCCGGGGAACUUCGGAAACCUGGUGACGAGGUACAACGAAAAGGUGACGAGCAGGAGCCUGAAGCUGAUCAUGAGGCCGCUGCUGCAGAUACAGAGCAUCAACUACGGUUCGAUGCUGACGGAGCAGGAGAUACUGGUGCACCACCUGUACAGCUGCGCCAACAACGAAGUGCUCUCGGAGAGGUACCAGACGAGGCCGCUCAUCGCAGAUUUCGGAAAAAACAGAGUCUACGGAGGAGAGAGUAACCUGACGGUGACGGUUUUUAGGAGGAGGUCGAGUUGGGGCUCGGAGUACGCGAAGAUCAUAAGGAGGCAGAUCGAGGCGAACUUCAUAAACAACGAGCAAAAGAUAGAGCAAUGUGACCUGUAUCAGAACCUGUACAAGGUGGGAGUGCUGUGUCUGCGGCUAGGCUUCUACGCGGAGGCGUCGGCGAUAUUCGGAAGACUCUCCUUCGUGUCGGAGCAGUGCUACCUCUGGAUGCGCAUACUCUUUAAGUUCGCGAGCUCGCAGGCGGUGGAGCCAGUCGACCUGGCGAAUAGGCAGGAUCUGAGGAAGUACUUCGGAAGGCACGUCGGACUGGCGAGGAAAGUGCUGGGCCUGUUCAAGGUGCUGAGAACGACGAACGCGCUGGCGAGUAGCUCGCACGCGCAGAGGUGCUGGGACUACGAGCUGAACUACGAGCGGCCAGUCCCAGUCCUUUACAGUUUCGUCACGUUGAAUCUGUGCCUGAAGCUGGGAGUCGGGGACCUGAUAACAUCAAUAAAGGAUAAAAACUAUAACUUUGAAAGAUUCAUAAGGCUGUUUACAUCACUAAAGGCAGCGUACAAAGCUUUGGAGUUUGUGUUUAGGUAUAGGUCGAAGGAAACAGUGUGUGUAUUAUCAGGGUAUCAGGGAAUAGCGACAGUGAUAGUCCAAAUACUAAGGAACAUGGACUCAAAAAAGGUAACGGGGAAGAUUCAACCUACACAAAGGGCCGAAAAUGUAGAUUUGGACUACUUUUGGACCUAUUUGUGCGAAUUUGACAGGAGUUUAGAUAAGCCGGAUGUGUUGUAUAUAAUGGACCUAUUCCCCAGAAGGAAAAGGAACUGCCUCCUAACGAACCUGUUUAUGACUCAGAAAAACACGGGCGCAGCUAAGGUGGAGUCGGAGUCUACUGCAGUCUCGACCCCAAAAAUCAACAUGAUGAUGGAAAGUAAGACCCUAGAUAUGAAGUACGGACCGGAGGGAGUGGAAGUUGCAGUGGACACGAUCUGGUUUGAAGUGGCAGGGAGUCUGAGGCUGUUGGCAAAAAACGGAGAGCUUUACUGUUAUCAGAGCGACGUCCCGAGUUUCAACAAGAUAUACAAGGCGCUCCAGCCACUGUCGAAAGACUACUCGGACCCCAGGGUUAUCGCAUUCCUGGAAGGCGUGCUCUUCGCAGAAAUACAAACACCGGUUGGAAUCACGAAGGCGUACGCGCUGCCAUACGUGGCGCUCACGGCGACUCUACUUAUGCAGAAACGAGGAGAGCUGGAGGUACAAACUGUUCUGGUGCAGGGACAUUUGCAGAACUGCAAGGGGCACAAGGAACUGAGCAGCGUGGCGCUGAGGAUGGAGUUCAAUGAACUGGAACGAGAGAAAGUGUUCCACUAUCGCUUGAAAAUGGAGAAGGGCACGGUGUAUGAGACCGUCCUGAUCAAUGUUCCUCAAGAAGUGUGCAAAAACGGAGUAUUCGUGGCAGUUCCCGUGGACGGAAAGAACAUGCCAAUAGGAGUGCCUUGCGCAGUCCCGUUGACGCAAAAAUUUGUUUAA